ACCGACUGCAGUCUACAGCUCUGGGAGGGAGAGGUAGUCACUGCCAUUCACUAUACUCACUCUGUUUUUUAUUAUUAGCCCAGUUGGAUCUGGCAGCAGGGCUUUUUUUUCUCCUCUCAGCGGCAGUGACUUUUGCAUUGCGCAACCGUGUAGCCAGCACAUAUUGGGAUCUCAGGUAAAGGUGUGGGGAAUACGGCACGAGAAAGCGACCGAUUUUUUUAUUUUAUUUUUUUUUUGAGAGGGGGGGUGGGUCAAUGGCAGCGGCUGCUGGUAGAUCAGGUAGGACUCAAUUGACGGCCCUUUAAAUUAAAUCUACACCGUCUUUACGCCGCGCGCGCGCCCGAAGAACCGCUCCGUUUGUCCGAGUCUCCUUCCUCGCGCCCCCCCCCACCACCACCACCUCUUCCCUUAAGAAUGUUCAAGACGGCCAAUUACCCGACGGUGGAUCCUGCGCCCACCAUCAUGCACGGUACUUGGUUUGCCACGGGGUGCCGAGAAAACGCGCCCGUGGCGGUGGAGAAACCUAAGAAAAAGGCGUUCAGCCUGGUCAAAAUCAUGUCUCUCAGCAACAAGAAGGGGCACGGCCAGUAUCCGCACCACAACAACAACAUGCCCUUUACCAUCCACUGUCACAUCGGGAAAGAGAUAAAGCACAUAUGCAGCAAUUGCAGCCGCGGAAACGACACGCAGGACGCCGAGGAAGUAGAGAGGUUGGCCGCCAUGCGUUCGGAGUCCUUGGUCUCUGGUACCCACACUCCACCCAUCCGUCGCCGGAGCAAGUUUGCCACCCUGGGACGUCUCCUGAAGCCCUGGAAAUGGAGGAAGAAGAAGAGUGAGAAGUUCAAGCAGACCUCGGCUGCGUUGGAGAGGAAGAUGUCAGUGCGUCAGAGCAGAGAUGAGCUGAUCAAGAGAGGAGUGCUGAAGGAGAUCUUUGAAAAAGCGACCGUUGAAUUCCGAUCCUCGAUGGACGGUGGAGUCUGCACUCAGGAGCCCUCUGUUAAGUCGUCUAUGGUCCUGUCUACUAAGAAAUCGAUCACUUACCCAGGCGAUCUUCAGGAUACCCCCGCCAAGCCGCCGCUGUACCACAAACAGCCUCCUGCUCUCCCUCCGAAGCCUUUCUCUAGGAUCCCAAACCAUAGCACAGAUUCAUGCCAGCCGAUGAAGUUGCCCUGUAUGCCCGGAGGAAAGCACUCUCCACCUCUGCCUCCCAAGAAAGUGAUGAUUUGCGUGCCUCCGGGGGGGCUGGACUCCUCCACCUCCCCCUCUCCGUCUCCCAACCCCCUCAGCGUCCUUCCGCAAAAGUGCAUCCCGCCCCAGGGCAUGCCAUCCCACCACGGCACCCUGCUGCCCUCCCAGCUCGCCGGCCUGUCCGGUCUCCACCAGAGCCACGGUCACCCACUCCAGCUACAGUACGGCAGCUUGCAUGCGCCCAGCCGCAUCAUCGAGGAGCUCAAUAAAACCCUGGCGCUCUCCAUGCAGAGGUUUGAAAGCUCUGCGUUGCACGGUGGCGGCCAGUGCGUGCCUCUGGACAGGAGAGAAGUGCCGUCUGUGAUCAUCGACUACGAGGACGACAAAGAGAACAUGCCCAAUGAGUCCGACUACGAGGAUCUGCCCAGUAUGUACAAGGAUGAGGACGACGACGUGGACGACGACGAGGAUGACGACGAAGACGACGACUCCAUAUUUACAAGUACCCUGGCUCAGAAGGUGCUGAGGAAAGACUCCCUGGCAAUUAAGUUGAGCAACCGUCCAUCCAAGAGAGAGCUGGAGGAGAAGAACAUCCUGCCCAUGCAGACGGACGAAGAGAGACUGGAAUCUAGGCAGCAGAUAGGCACCAAACUCACAAGGCGCUUGAGUCAGAGACCCACAGCGGAGGAGCUAGAACAGAGGAACAUCCUCAAACCUCGCAAUGAACAAGAGGAAAUGGAGGAGAAGAGGGAGAUAAAACGACGGCUAACACGAAAGCUGAGCCAGAGGCCCACUGUAGAGGAGCUGCGACAGGCCAAAAUUCUCAUCCGAUUCAGCGACUACGUGGAGGUGUCAGAUGCCCAGGACUACGACAGGCGGGCAGAUAAGCCCUGGACUCGGCUCACAGCAGCUGACAAGGCAGCUAUACGGAAGGAACUCAAUGAUUUCAAGAGUAACGAGAUGGAAGUGCAUGAGUCGAGUCGCCAUUUAACCAGGUUUCACAGACCAUAGUAGACCACCACUGUCUCGAGCAGUGCCGGACUGGCGCUCUCCUCCACUGAGAACCUUAAGUGCUGGACAGUAAAAUGGUGCCCGUUUCUACAAUAAGGCCAUGUCUUCUGAAAUGCCUUUUCAAGACCCACACAACUGAGUCGGUACUACACUACAAAGACGCAGACACCCACUACUCUAUCCCACUGUAGUAGCACAUAAUGACUCCAGUUGAUUCACAUCUCGCCCCUCUGUGGAAUUCGCUCGACUUGUCUCUCGAACCGCUCUGCUGAGCUCUUAGGCAGGCGCUCAGUUUCUGCAGCGAUUUUGGACAGCGGGAGAGUUUUUUGUUGGUUUGUUUUUGCAACUGACUGACACUUACGACAUCUACCCGAGGGCCACCGUACCUCGGUUCAUCAAUAACACCAGUGGACUUGUCUCAGUGGACAUGUUUUUAAUCCCUCUUCUUUACUACGCCUUCACUCCGAACUCCUCUUAGCCCUUGUGGACCCCCCCCCCCCCCUCUGGUUGAUUGUUCUGAGCUCAGUACAUCAGCAGGAGAUCCAUCUUUACUGGACCUGCUGGGACUUUGGAGACUGCUUCGAAAGGCUUACAGGGAGGGAGGGAGGGAGGGAGGGGUCCAACAUUAGAAUCAUGUGCAAUAUUUUUUUUCUUCUGCUUUUCCUAGACUAUAGCACCCCCUGGAGUCCUCUCUGUGUCAUUACUGUGUAGCCCUGACCUCUCUUCUUCCUGCAUAUGUGCAAUUCUCACUGUACCGACAAUGUUGACAUCUAAUUGCUAACUGUGAAUUUGAGAGUCUGGGCAAGGCCUGCGCUCUCUCCAAAUGUACAUUUUGUUUAUACUAAGAAGGAAAGUUACAUUUAAGGAAGAAUCAUGCUUGACCAAGUUUCAUUCAUUCAGAAUCUUAUAAAUUUAAUGUAAAAAUUGCAGCUGGCAGAUAUAUUCUGGUUCCCAGUGCGUGCAACAAGUAUCUGUUUUAUAUUAUUUUUGUCAGUUUUUAAUUGUUUUUUGAUAGAGGCAGUUCAUGUUCAUGUUUUUACAUGCUCCAGCUCUUUGGAUUGAUGAUUUUUAAAACAGACUACCAAGAGCUAGGCUCACCACAUUAUUAUCUCUUACAUUUUUUGUUGUUGUUUUUGUUUGCAGCAGUGUGUUUAAUGAUCUUUACUCAUAAUGUGCAUUGUAUUAUACACUUUACUUUUAUACUCAUGUCAUUAGAAGUUUUUGACCAAGCAAUAUCUGUUGUUUGUAGAGAAAAGGUUUAAACUGCAGGUGUACCCCCCCUAUGAUGAUUUUCUUUUUUUCUUACAGUGCUUAAACACUGCGCCUCACUUCAGGGUUUUGAUUUUCUUUUCUACUUUACUUUAGGAAAGCUUUAUUCAGGAGGACUUUCUCUGCAUUUUACUUGACUGAUCCACCUUUAUAAAAAAAUAAUAAUAGUCUGCCUCUCAGACAUCUCUCGCCAGCACAUUUGGACAAGAUUUGAUUCAGUCCUCAAAUCUGUCACUGAGCGCGAUGCAUUCUCGAGUCAAAAACACAAGUACUGAUUUUAGUGGAUUCAACAAGUCAGGAUUUUUAAAUUUUUAUUGUGAAAAUUCUUUGCACUGUUAAGAGUUUGGCUUUACAAUGGUCACUGUUUCAAGGUCAGGGGCCCUAGUGUGUAAAAUAUUGUCGGAUUUCUGAUCUGUGACCAGUUUGUCUCUUCACUUUAAUGGUCUUGUUACUUGAUCACUUAUCCUACACCAGUAUUCCAAUGCUCAUAAGCUUUUAUGAACACAGAAUAUUUUUAUUAUUUUUUACUGUAUUACUUUUAAAAGUUGCAAUAUGAAAUUCUUGUUUGUCAGAUGGAAAAAAGUAGGAAAGGCAAGAAGCUGUGGGCCGCCUACUAUGAUGCAUCUGUCUGCAAAGGAAAAUGUGCUCUCCUUUAAAUUCAAGGUCUUAACCAGUGAUGGAUAGAUGACCCAAUAAAAACCGAGAGCUUAGAACAUAGGAAACAGUUUUGCACUUUAUGCUUUAUAUGAGAAAUAAAAGGGGUUUGGUUACAGUUCUGAGCAGUUCACUUCUGAAUCAGUGCACAGGUCUGUCUCAUGUCAUAUUGCCCCUUUUCUAAAAUCAAAUUUUAAUUGGGUCAUCUACUCUCUGAGACUUUGAAAUAUAGGGUAGUUUUUGUCUUAGAACCAGCUUCUGUAUGAUUCCAGCAGCAUCAUGCCGUUAUUUGAAACGAUCCAUCCAUAGGUUCAGUACAAUAGAGCAUAAUAGGAAUGAAUUUACACAUGAAUACACUGCAGUUCUCAUUUUCAGCUCUAAGAAAUGACCUGAGCCACUGGGCUGAGCAUGAGGUUUUCCAUUUUGCUGGAAUCAAGGAACAUGAAUUCAGCAAUAAUAUGUUUCCUUUUACAUGUUGGUGGAGCAAAUUAAUGACUUUGAAAGUGUUCUUUUUUCAUUUUUUAAAUACAGCAUACCAUGUAAAGGAUACAUCAUGCCAAUUAAAUUCCAUCUCUGAAUGCA
This is a messenger RNA of Lates calcarifer (barramundi perch), 4704 nucleotides long. Its product is annotated as phosphatase and actin regulator 1. Gene Ontology annotation, biological process: stress fiber assembly; cell motility. The transcript is spliced from 12 exons. Bases 415 to 2199 code for a protein of 594 amino acids. NCBI's taxonomy places the organism in Eukaryota, Metazoa, Chordata, Actinopteri, Centropomidae. Gene Ontology annotation, molecular function: actin binding. The record is from RefSeq and is a predicted model, not a curated record.